Radiomyces spectabilis is the source of this 951-nucleotide messenger RNA. Its product is annotated as P-loop containing nucleoside triphosphate hydrolase protein. Gene Ontology annotation, molecular function: GTP binding. NCBI's taxonomy places the organism in Eukaryota, Fungi, Mucoromycota, Mucoromycetes, Mucorales, Radiomycetaceae. The coding region runs from base 1 to 951 and encodes 316 amino acids. The transcript has 6 exons. The record is from RefSeq and is a predicted model, not a curated record.
AUGAUGCAACAUUGUAGAUCGCUCUUGAUCGCCGCCGAACAUCAAUCGGGCCGAUGUCUAUUUGCAAAACGAUCGUCGUCAUUAUGCUUUUCAACUCGUUUUACAUCCACUUCCACGAACACGGCCCCUGAAACACUGUCGAAUCGACAAAAGUUCAACAGAAUCCAACCACCGUUGAAGCUGUACGAAAAGCUCGAGCGAUUGGGGUUUGGCACCUUGCGCACCACCAAACGAUAUCAAACCGUACACAAGCAAAAGUCUCAAAAGACCAAAUCAGUACACUCAGAAGUGGCCCCGGAACCAGAGUACCAGUUACCGCUCAUGUCAUUUUAUGCCGGCGCCAAAACUCCAGCCUCUUUCCCUGUUGAGAACGGAGAAGAAGUCGCUUUUGUUGGACGAUCGAAUGUUGGAAAAUCGAGCUUAUUGAAUAGUCUUGCUUCAACCACCAUUGUUCGAACGUCAGAUAAACCGGGCCUCACCCAACAAAUCAACUUUUACUCCGUGGGCCGCUUAUUUACCAUGGUCGAUAUGCCCGGUUACGGGUUUGCCUUUGUCGACGAUGAACAGCGACAACAGUGGCGAAACUUGAUGGAAAGGUAUGUUUCGGAGCGAAAAGCACUAAAACGCAUAUUUGUCGUAAUUGACGCCCGACACGGUAUAAAAGUAGCGGAUCUGGACUUUCUAAAGAUGUUGGAAACGAAACGAGUCAAAUUUCAGAUUAUCAUGACAAAAUGUGAUUUGCAGGUGUUACCGACGCUUGCACGGCGGAUAAUGGUGGUUCAAGACGCUAUUCAACCAUUUAGGAAUGCUGUGAAACAUGUCAUUGUCGUCAGCUCCAAAACUGGGGCCGGAAUUAAUCAAAUGCGCAAAGAGAUGCUCUUUUUGAUGGGCCACCUGAAAGAGAAGGAAUUUUACCAAGAAAAGGCAAACCCCAAACUUGACAAAAAAUAA